AUGUUAUUUCUGUCGGCAAAAGCCGAAAGCAUCUGGGUCCCGAACAAGCCCAUCGACCCCGACACUCCACUUUGUGCAUCUCAAAUUGCGCUGGCAAAUCGUGCAUGUGCAGUCCUGCCUUACACACCCGUGCCUCCACCGAGCCCUCCGGCCCCUCUGAGCACUCCUGCUGGACCCGGCAGCAGACACUGCCGCAGGCGCGAACACGAACACGAACACGGUCACAGACACUGGAGACGAGACGCGGCGCGCGAAGAGGAAUGCUGCCGGUGGUUGAAGGAAGUUGAUAAUGCGUGUGUUUGUGAUGUGUUGCUUCACUUGCCGUCGUUUCUUACUAGGCCUGUGCACAAUUACGUUGUUAUCGUCGAUGAUACGUGCGAUGUUAAGUUUGAGUGUGGUUCAAGGUUGGUUGGACUCUAA
This is a messenger RNA of Sesamum indicum (sesame), 420 nucleotides long. RefSeq lists its product as uncharacterized. The record is from RefSeq and is a predicted model, not a curated record. Lineage: Eukaryota; Viridiplantae; Streptophyta; Magnoliopsida; Lamiales; Pedaliaceae.